GGGAGAUCGAUAGCUGGAGCUCAAGUGGGGAAGACAUACAUCAUGAUCUCGUAGCGGCCAUUAUUACAUCACCACCUCGACCUGGAACAUCAUGCGAUUUCAUAACACUACAAACCUGUCCAAUUCCAAUUUCUUCACAGGUUUCUCACACAUCCGUCAACCAAACUUCCCUCGUCGAUCAUCCAUCCCACACACACCACCAAACAUGUCGUUCACAGCACAGCGCCUCCGCCUCGUCCGCUCACCCCUCGCCCGGCCACAGGCCAUCACUCAUCCCAAGACGACGACCUAUUCUCGCCGCGGAUACGCCUCAGCACCAACACCCCCCGGAUCCCGAAACUCAAACACAACAUGGCUCGUAAUAACCGCCGCCCUCGGCAUCCCCGCCGCCUACUACCUCCUCCAAGGAAACAGCACGCGCGACCAAAGCGGCCUCGGCCCAAGGUCCGGACCGCCAACAGGGCCGCCCUCAAGUAAAGACCCGCCCGCGUCGCAAAAGGCACCUGGGGAUCCGAACACGAUGAGCUUCAAGCAGGAGGGCCUCGAUAAUGCGGAUACGAAGCAUCCGUAUGCGAAUGCCCCCGGGAAGAGUGUCAAGGGCGAGGGCGAGACGGAGACGGCCAAGCUCAAGGGGACGGUUAGUGUGGAUCGGCCGCAGCGGUAGAGGAAUUGCAGUCGCGAGGGGUGGUUUAUUGAGGGGAGUCCAGGGGACAUUGUAUAGUAUGCGCAUGACCUUUCAAUUGAUGGGGUAUUGAUUUGGGGUCUCGAUGAAAAUUUGAUCAUGUAUGACUAUUGUCGGACGCCAAUUCUCCGAACCAAAGCAAACACAUGUCCAGACAGAAAUGUACAUGUACGACAUCUACUCACUCCUCUUGAAC
Molecule: messenger RNA, 878 nt
Organism: Aspergillus calidoustus
Lineage: Eukaryota; Fungi; Ascomycota; Eurotiomycetes; Eurotiales; Aspergillaceae
Source: the annotation of a GenBank genome assembly